AUGAGGGACCCUCAGGUGAAAUUUACCAAGGUAAUCCAAGCGCCUGGAUGUCGCUUAGUCAGUGUAUCUUUCACAACUUUCAAUAUUUAUGAAAGGACGGAGCAUUACGUUGAUCCAUCAACCAUCGUCAACAUUUGUUGGUACGAUGGAUUAGAGAUUCGCAAAGACGACAUGACUCAUGAUGAUGUAAAUCGUCAAAAGGUGUGGCUGGCAAUUCUUGAAUGGGAGCAAUCUACUUGCAUCAACUUCACUGAAGUAUCGACAAGCUACAGUGGUCCCCACCUAAAGUUCCAAAGACACGCCAAUGACUGUAGCUCUUAUGUCGGACAAAUUUCCACAUCUGGUCAAUAUGUUUAUCUCACCAGUGAAUGCGAGAAUGAGCAUGGUGAACUCCUGCAUGUGUUAGGUUACGCCAUCGGAUUUUGGCCAGAGGAAACUCGAUCAGACCGCCAUUCCUACGUGGAGAUUAAUGAUGGAAAUGUGUUACCAGUAGUGUCUGAUAAUUUCCCCAUCAACUCUGACAAUAACUACAGCAUACCGUAUGAUUAUUGUUCCAUAAUGCAUCACCAUGAGAGAGCAUUCACCAGUAACGGCGAAAUAACAAUAGCCACGUUGGACCCGUUAUACCAAGGCGCACUGGGUCAAAGGAUACAAAUUUCACACAUGGAUAAACUGUUAGCUAAUACUAUGUACCAGUGUUCAAGCAAGGUGCUGACUCAGUGUUCACUGAGUAGUGAUCCCUGUCAGAAUUACGGUUAUCUUGACACAACGUGUGCCUGCAGUUGCCCUGAUGGCACCAGUGGCACCACUUGCGAAACUGUUACUACAGCCUAUAAAGAAUCAUGCCUACCAUCUUAUUCGGAGACAAUUACAGCACCAACGUCCAUCACUUCACCCAGUUCAACAGCAUCACCUGUAGAGGUGAAAUUUACCAAGGUAAUCCAAGCGCCUGGAUGUCGCUUAGUCAGUGUAUCUUUCACGUCUUUCAAUAUUUAUGAAAGGACGGAGCAUUACGUUGAUCCAUCAACCAUCGUCAACAUUUGUUGGUACGAUGGAUUAGAGAUUCGCAAAGACGACAUGACUGAUGGUGAUUGGUACUGCGGCACCGAUCUAGACGGACAGACAGUCACUUCCACAACGAAUGAAAUGAUACUUUACUUCAAAAGUGAUCGAAACUUCAUGCCGGGAUGGACGGCUGACAUCGAUUUCGUACAGGAUCCUGCUUGCUUAACGUUAUCAAGCAUUAGUGAUUGUAUAUGCAUGCCGUCAAGCAGUACUUCCACUACAACAAGCACUUCUACAUCUACAUCGACAAGUACUUCCACUUCAACAAUACUUCUACAUCAACCAGCACUUCUACAUCUACUUCCACUUCAACGAGCACAUCCACUUCAACAAUACUUCCACAAGAAGUACCUCCACGUCAACAAUAACUUCCACACUGUCGAGUACCUCCACUUCAACUUACUUCUACAUCAACGAGCACUUCUAUAUCUACUUCCACUUCAACAACACUUCUACUUCUACUUCCACUUCAACGAGCACAUCCACAACAACAAGUACUUCCACAAGAAGUACCUCCACGUCAACAUUAACUUCCACACUGUCGAGUACCUCCACUUCAACUGUUACUUCAGAAUGUAUAUGUAUCUUGUCAACUACAUCUACAAUUUCAACUUCAACAAUACUUCUACAACUCAUUCAACAAGUCACUUCAACAGCACUUCUCAUCAACAAGCACUUCUACAUCAACAAGCACUUCUAAUCAACACUCUACUUACACUCAAGACUUCACACAAAAGCACUUCUACAUCAACAAGUACUACUCUACAACUUCACACAACACUUCUACAUCAACAUCAACUUCUACAUCAAUCAACGUACUUCACAUCACAGUCAACACUUCUCAUCUCCACUUCAACUUUACACAAGUACUUCUACAUCAACAAGCAUCACACUCACAAGUCACUUCUACAUCUACUUCUACUUCAACAAGUUACUUUCCACUUCAACAAGUACCUACUUCCACUUCAACAAUCAACAAGUACUUCUACAUCUACAUCUACUUCCACUUCAACAACUACAUCUACAUCAACAAGCACUUCUACUUCUACUUCUUCUACUUCCACUUCAACAAGUACUUCUACAUCAACAAGCACUUCUACAUCUACAUCAACAAGCACUUCUACAUCUACAAGCACUUCAACAUCAACAAGUACCUCCACAUCUACAUCAACAAGCACAUCUACGUCAACUUCCACUUCAACAAGCACUUCAACAUCAACAAGUACCUCCACAUCUACAUCAACAAGCACGUCUACGUCAACUUCCACUUCAACAAGCACUUCAACAUCAACAAGUACCUCCACAUCUACUUCGACAAGUACCUCUACGUCAACAUCGACUACGACUUCCCCGAGUACCUGCAACGUCACUUAUGCUGGUGACCUCACUUAUUUUAUUUCCCCGAACUUCCCCAGUGUUUACACUGACAACGCCAUAUGCACGGUUGGACCAUUAAAUGAUACUGCAGUUGCUAGAUUGACACUCACUGUAACAACUUUUGACCUCGGUACAGGCGAUAAUGUAGUUAUUGAGAACCCUUACACCUCUCCAUUAACAUUGAGUGGAUCGAUAACUGCAAGUACAACAUACGUAAUCCCGAGCCUGUAUUUUCUAGCAACAUUCACAUCUGAUGGCUCAAUAGCAACUACUGGUUUUUCCCUCACAUUCCAAAAACAAUUAUCCAGAUGUGACCGGUCCCACCUGGCUAGUAGUGCAAAAAAAGGGAGCGCUUGCAAAAGCUUCCCUCCCGUUCCCCAGCCUCCCGUCAUCGAGAUUCGCAGUGUCUCUCGGGCCCAUGGAAAUGGGCCCUUUGGGUCCCGGUAA
This is a messenger RNA of Penaeus chinensis, 2889 nucleotides long. RefSeq lists its product as uncharacterized. The transcript has 19 exons. Lineage: Eukaryota; Metazoa; Arthropoda; Malacostraca; Decapoda; Penaeidae. Gene Ontology annotation, molecular function: zinc ion binding; metalloendopeptidase activity. The record is from RefSeq and is a predicted model, not a curated record. Gene Ontology annotation, biological process: proteolysis. Bases 1 to 2889 code for a protein of 962 amino acids.